AUGUCUUCUUUUGCAUUCUUAUUCCUCUGCAUUCAGGCCUGCCUGAUCCAGAAUGCCUUCUCCCAAAUAAUCUCGCGAGGUUACAACCCCAUGGACGUUGAAGUCGACGCUCUCAGCUACGGAAUCUCUGGAGGCCUCAGCGGCUAUGGAGUCGGCGCCUCUGGAUACGGACUUGGCAGCACCAACGUAGGACUUGGCGGCGCCAGCGCGAUCGGACUUGGCAGUGCUAACAUUGGCGGCGCCAGCAGAAUCGGUCUUGGCAGCGCUAACGCCAUCGGACUUGGCAGUGCUAACGUUGGUGGCGCCAGCAGAAUCGGACUUGGCAGCGCUAACGCUAUCGGACUUGGCAAUGUGAACGCCGGCGGCUGGUCUGCGGGCACCGUUGGCAGCGGCUUCACUGGCGGAUACGCCCCCUCAGACGUUGCCGCCGUUGCCGCUCUGCCAGUCUCUGGCCCGUACGGCGGUACUGGCUACGGAGAGAUGGCCGUUGGAGGCGACUUUGGCGCGGCUGGCAAUGCCAUCGUGACCGGCCAGCUGCCAGUGCUUGGUGCGGUGUCGUUCAAUGGCAACAUCCCCGCCAGUGGCGUCGUGUCCAUCGCUGGCAACUGCCCCUGCGGUGGUGUGCAGUUGUAA
Molecule: messenger RNA, 633 nt
Organism: Ostrinia furnacalis (Asian corn borer)
Lineage: Eukaryota; Metazoa; Arthropoda; Insecta; Lepidoptera; Crambidae
Product: chorion class A protein Ld2/Ld41-like
Exons: 2
Coding region: 1-633 (210 amino acids)
Biological process (GO): multicellular organism development; chorion-containing eggshell formation
Cellular component (GO): egg chorion
Molecular function (GO): structural constituent of egg chorion
Source: RefSeq, a predicted model, not a curated record